UCUACUUGCCAGCAAAACAGAAAUGUGACUGAACUUUCUGUGAAACCAGUACCAAUUAGUGCAUUUUUAAUUAAAAAAAAGAUAUUACAAUUGAAAUUCAAUACAAGAAAAGAAACUAAACUUAUCCUGUAUCAAACAAGUAUUGGAAGAUAUAUAAAACAGCAUGCAGAUCCUCAGUACUGAUAACUGGUGGCGUGUAUUUGACAUUUAGUCUUUCAAGUGAUCAGUAGUUGAACAGCAAUAGGGAACCUACUACAAGAGAAUAUUACCCUCACUGUCAUGAAACAAUCAUCCUUCUUAAGCAGAAUCAAACUGCUUACUUUCAUGUUUGAGUGCGAGAAGUUCUUAAGAAAUUUAUUUCAUGACAAGAAGCUUGGAAAUUUCCCAAGAAAUGAGGAAGAAUUGUACGAAACUUUAAAUAAACUGAAAAAAAAUGGAAAACUAAAGAAUCUAAGCCCGCAACAACUGGAAAUUGCUUUACCUAAAAGUAAAAAGACAGACUCGAGUAAAUUUGAUUUAAGCCUAUUAUGUCAUCUGUUGCUGAACAGCAAGAAUCUGAAAAGUGAAAUGCGUAAUGCCGUCAAAGAAAUAAAGAAGGAAAGAAAUUUUGUUAUACAUAACCCUAAUGUGUCAUACUCUACUUUUUUAAAACGAUGGGAUAAUAUCGAAAAUAACCUUGCAAAGCUUGGAUAUGUGACUGAAGUGCAGGAUUUAAAACUGAAAAAGUUGGAUGAUUUAAAAGCUUUUGAAACUUCUAUUAGCAAGAGCAAAAGAGAACUUCAAUCAAACGAUUAUUACAUAUACAAUGAUCAUCAUGGAAAUCUUGAUCUGCGAUUUACUGGGGAUUGGUCUGUCCAAACAGUAGAGAUUGAUGAUGCGAGAGACUCUUCAAAAACUAAAGAAUUAAGUAGGAACAAAGAUUUCACAGACAAGAAACAGGAAAACAAGUUGAAUGUGACAGUAAAAGCAACACAAAAAAUGCAAAAGUUUAACCAAAUAUCCAUUCGGUUAAUCGAUAGCCAAAACAAUGCAGAAAAUGUUUUCAUUGAAGAUAUCGCUAAAGCCUGUGCACACCAAUAUGAUAAUGACGUUAAUGCUAUCCAUCUAUUGACACAUAACAGCGCGUCAUUGUCACAACAAAUUAACCAAAUCUCGCAAACAGAGUCAGUGACAUCGCAAGUAGAGAUAAUAUGUAAUAAAGAACGUAAAUUAUUGACCCGAAGUGAUUACAAAAAGUUUGCCAAUGGUUACAUUGACCGUUAUUUUACCCGUGGAGACUCAACUCUGCAAAAAUCCGUCCAGUUCCCAUCUCUAAUUCGUGACCAAAAGGUCUCUGUAUUUGCACAUAAAAUUAAAGAAGCUUUAACUGGAUCUAAGUACGACCAUUCCACUUUUUUUACCAAUUACGACACAAAUGAACAUUUAAAGUUCCUGAAUUUGCAGAGUGGAAUAUGUUGUGAACAAGCAAGUUGUACCAACAGAAUUUUACUUUUGUGUGAUAACAUGAUCAUAAAUAUUCGUUAUACAGAGACAACAGAUGCAGAAAGCAUACAAGACGAAUGCAAGAAAGGCGAGAAUGAUCUACUACAACUAGCUAUUAUCAAACAGAGCAUUGUAAGAGAUAAGAUGGUACUUGUCAGUGUUGUGGCAGCUCCAAAAUUUGAAAAAGACAUGCAGAUGGAUAUUUGCGUUGAUUGUAAAGUGUUGCGUAAAAAUAUUUGUGAAUCAAAUCAGUUCAAGGAUUUUUUCUUAAACAUGUUAGGAGAAAAAUUGGGAGGAAGAACAUAUAAAGAACCACACAGCAGUAUGAUGAGUCAAAUUAUGUGUUUCAUGGCCAUGCGACAGAUGGGAUACAAAGUUCCCGUAAUCAGUGAAGAUGACGUACAUGAGCAAGUAAAAUCGGUGAUGCUAUCCAACGAGCAACUACGCUUUUUGCAUGCUGAAGCAAAGAAGAAGAUUAUCAUUGGUCCGUUGGGCAGCGGUAAAACUAUUUUAGCGCAGUGUCAUUUAAAAGAUCUUUACGACAGAUGCGAAUCGAAAUGUAUUAUUUACUAUGUCAUUUGGAAUGAUAAAUCUUUGUUGCUCAAAAAUGUUAUCGACUUUAAGAAAACAUUUGAUUGGAAAGAUAACGUUACUGUCGAGAUCAAAAAUAUUGUGGAAUUAUCAAAGGAAAUGAAACUAAGUAAAUUACCUAAAAUUUCACAAUUAUUGCCUCUUGUAAUCAACAAGCACAGCCUCAUACAAGUCCAUAUGAUAGCAGACGAGAUAGAUGGAGAAAUGUUUGAUACCUCUGAAGCAUCAGCUCUAAAGCAAUACUUUGAAACAGAAAAGAAUGUUCAGGAGUCCGUCGUAGUUUUGUUCCCGCAAUCAAUCGAGAAACAUCGAACUUUUGAGUGUAAUGGACACAAAACAAUUUAUAACACCUACGAGUACGAAAAAACGGGAAUGACGGUACUGAGACUUAAGCUUGCUAUGAGAACAUCUGAGCUUAUAUUCAAAUUUCUCAAAGCGUUUGAAGAGAAAAUAACUGCUAAUACAACGGAAACUAACCUUCCUGAUUUGAAAAGUAAGGAUCCUGCAACAGAGAGUGAAAAAAUUGUCCUGAAGAAACAAGAUUCAGACAAGGGAGAUGGAUUAGUUAAGGUGGAAGAGAAAAUAGUUCCAGAUAUGGAAGAAAAACCAUUUGAGCCGUUGCUUGAUAUUGAUAUUGUUACUGCUACCCUUGAUGAAACAAAAUGUUCUGCAGAUGUUAAAGCAACUUUAAAGGUAGAAUGCAACACUGCCAUAGCGCUCGGCCACAAGAUUCAAGGGAAAGAACCUUGUUUUAUACACCUCAAAGAAACACCUGAAACAGAAGCUGAUCUUGUGGUCACGCUGGCAAUUGUUUUAAAGAAAACGUGGUUAGACAAAAAAUUAAAACGUCUGCUUAUUCACAAGUCAGAUGAUCAAAAAAGAAUAUUUCAUAGAUUGCUUAGGCUCCUAGGAAAAGACUAUUUUUAUUAUGAUUCAUCAACCCAAUGGAAAAUCAUGGAUAGUCGUGACUCAUCUGUGAAUGCACUGCCAGAGGAUGGUUUCUAUACCAUGCUAACAAGCCCAGAGGGCUGCCGUGGAGAUGAAGCAGCUGAAUGCAUCUCAAUCAUUGAUCUAAAUGACAGCAAGUUGACUCAUCUAACACUGGAAAGUUUGUCAUGUGUUACUGAAAACCUGAUUAUAAUUUCUACAUCCCAUAUAAACAGCAAAAGCAUUCAAAAGUGCUCAACUGGUUACUUUCUUAAGGAACUCUUAGCUGCGAAAUAUCUUCGCGAAAUAUGCGUGACAUUUAAUCCUAAUAUGGUUGAGCCGUGCAGUGGAAAAAAUAACGUAUUCGAAGUGAACAACAACCAUCUGGAGUAUAAAAAUAUGAAAACUACACUAGAAAGUAGAGUCAAUUAUCCCGACACACAGUCAGAAGUCAUAAACGCUGAGGAAAUCAUUUUUAAAAAUCUUUAUCCUCCCCAGAAAGUCAGCAGUAUUGUAUGUUCGUAUAUAACUGAUUCAUCGUGUGAAUUACAGUGGGAAAAUAGAGGAUACGAUUACACUGUUACAAAACAAGAGGAGAGAAGCUCCAAUUGGGAAGUAGUUGCAAAUAAUAUCAGGUCAAACCGAUGUAUUAUUAGCAACAUUGAAGUUGAAAAAACUUAUCAGUUUUGUGUAAAAGCUGUCAAUCAAACUUGUGCAUCAGAGGAUAGCAUUGUAAAAUACUGUCACAGGCCUUUUCCUGCUCCACCAGUAACUUUUAAAGACAUUGCAGAAGCUAUUCAUGGUAAUAACUUAAAAGAAUUGGGAAAUCUUCUAUCUACAGAUCCCAAUUGCGUCUUCAUGACCGAUGAAAACGGUUGGACGCCGUUAAUGCUGGCUGUAAUGGAAAAGAAUGAAAAAAUGGUCUUGCUUCUUGUUGCACAAGGUAGCAAUGUUUGGGCAGAAACAAAAAUGAAAAGCAACAGUUAUGUUCUAGCUGCAAUGAAUGGUCACGAUAAGAUCUUAGAUAUUUUAUGUCAACACAACAUAGACCACAUUAACCGCAAGGAUCUUGACAAAGGCACGAUCUUGCAUUAUGCUGCAUCAUAUGGAAACGUUGCUUGUGUGGAUGUAUUAUUACGAUUUAAUGCUGACACAACCAUUAAAAACAAAUAUGAUAAAACCGCCUAUGAAAUGGCUGGUAAGAUAGGAAAUAAACAGAAAAAACAAGAUAUUGAAAAGAAGAUUGAAAAUGCUCAAUAAACGCAUCGUGAAAGCUAAAAUUAAUUAAAUUUUAUAUUUCGAAUUAGACUUUGUAUUUUAACUACUGCGUAAUUAUCUACUGAAAUUAUUACAGAGGUUUUGUUUUAAACGCAUGAAUAUCUUGUAUGAAACAGGCUUAU
Hydractinia symbiolongicarpus is the source of this 4400-nucleotide messenger RNA. RefSeq lists its product as uncharacterized. Gene Ontology annotation, molecular function: protein binding. NCBI's taxonomy places the organism in Eukaryota, Metazoa, Cnidaria, Hydrozoa, Anthoathecata, Hydractiniidae. The record is from RefSeq and is a predicted model, not a curated record. The coding region runs from base 280 to 4260 and encodes 1326 amino acids. The transcript is spliced from 6 exons.